AUGGCAAACGACAGGAUCUCGCGCAGUAAAUACGAGUCUCUUGGAGGGCGGCCAUCCACACCCAAGUUCAGCUCUCAUGAUGGGAUAGACAUGGGCACUUAUCCUUCAGGUAAUGAGAGAGGGGGAGAGAAGUUGCCUGAGAACUAUUUACCAUCAGAAGUUACAAACACUCGUCCACAUCAUGUUUUCCGAUUUUGGCCGUGGGAGAUUGGAUCGAUAUUUGUUGCAAUCGGUUCGAUAGCGGCUACUUACUCGAUCUUAUCCCACUUCGACGGACAUCAGGUACCAGAGUGGCCAUUUAGUAUUAAUCUGAACACUCUGAUCGCUUUGAUCUCUACCGUUAUGCGAGCAGCAAUGCUUGUAGGCGUCGCCGAAGUCAUCAGCCAGACAAAAUGGACCUGGUUCUCUCGACCACGACCGCUAAGCCACCUACAGUAUUUCGACGACGCAAGCCGUUCUAUAUUCGGUUCCCUAAGCCUACUAUUUAUCGCACCCGGAAGCACGCUAGGCAUAGUCGGCGCUCUUAUUACCAUCCUAUCUCUCGGGAUAGGUCCGUUCACGCAGCAAACCGUCAAGUCUGUCGCAUGUAUUCGAACACAUACCGAAUUAAAUGCGUCAUUACCCGUAGCCCAAUACCUUCCCGGGAACGAAACUUAUUAUAGAACCUCGCCUGGACGUUGGGAAUUGUCAAUCGACACAAAGGGAGCGCUAGUUAAUGGAGUCGUCAACCCAAUGGGCAAUGAUACCGCUAUUGCACCGACCUGCCCUACUGGAAAUGCACCUUCACAAGCUACAACGGUAUUACGCACGCUUCUAUAG
This is a messenger RNA of Daldinia childiae, 819 nucleotides long. RefSeq lists its product as uncharacterized. The record is from RefSeq and is a predicted model, not a curated record. Bases 1 to 819 code for a protein of 272 amino acids. Lineage: Eukaryota; Fungi; Ascomycota; Sordariomycetes; Xylariales; Hypoxylaceae. The transcript has a single exon.